CUUCUGACAUCACUCUCAGAUCCUCGCCACCCGGGAAUUGAAGCAAAGAUAAAGAAAAUAUGCUAGGGAUUUGAUUGUACCUUCUCCGCAUUUCCAACGUUCUUGAAUCAUAUCCCCCACAGCCCGCACCGCAACCAUCAUCUCCAUGCAAGCACUUCGCCGCCAUGUCGUCUGAAAGCAGUGUGCGCAGCGUGCGCAGCGUCCCGUUACCCAUUCGUCCGCCGGGGGAUAUGGAUGCUUGGAUCCUGGGAUGUGGUCUUCCCUCGCUCACGGCCGCUGUUCACUUGAUUGAGGAGGCGAAGGUGCCGCCAAACCGGGUCCACAUUCUGGAGACGCUGAGCGUUGCGGGAGGGAGCACGGCUAACGGUGGAGAUGCGGAGAAUGGAUACGAUUACCGUGCCGGCGCAAUGCCUUCAUUUAAUGAUGUGUGCGUGGAAGAGUUGCUGUCGCUGGUGCCGUCCAAGUCGCGCGAGGGAAAGACUGCUCUGGACGAUAUCCUGGAAUAUGAUAAGGCCAAUCCGGUGGCAGAGGGAGCGGGGACACGGUUUCUUACAGCGAAGGGGGGAAAGCCAUGCCGCAUUGCGAUGAAGAGCGUUACUCUAGGCCUACGAGAUCGGAUGGACCUUUUCAUGCUGACGUCGAAGACGGAGAAGUCGUUGGGACGAUCGCGCAUUCAGGAAUACUUCAACGACAGCUUCUUCCGGAGCAAUUACUGGUUGACACUGGCCACAACAUUCGGUUUCCAGCCGUGGCACAGCGCCGCCGAAUUUCGUCGCUACGUCGGUCGCUUCAUGCACGAUCUCCACGACCUGAAUUCGCCUCGUCCGCUCGAUCGAGGACACUUUAAUCGACACGAUGCCAUCAUGACCCCGGUUGCCCGAUUCCUCAUGUCUCGGGACGUCGACUUCCAGUUCCAUACCACAGUAACCGAUAUCAUCAUGGAACCACGCAACGAGUGCGGUCGCGUUGCCGCGAUCAAGUGUGUCAAAGACAAAGAGCCAGAGCACACCAUCACAUUAGGCGGCAGUGACAUCGUCAUCGUCUCGCUCGGAUCCGUCAUGUCCGGUGCAACGACAGGGGAUAAUACGACACCCCCUUCGCUCGAACUGAUGGAGAUAGAAAAGGACCUCGACGAAAAUUGGCUUCUAUGGCUGGAGCUUAGCACUACACACCAUAAAUUCGGGAAUGCAUACAACUUCUGCACACGCAUGCAAGAAUCAAGGCUCGAGACUUUCACGGUCACUCUACGUUCUGACACCUUCUUCAAGAGCAUUGUGGAGGUUACAGGCAACCCACCAGGCAGUGCGUCGUUCGUCACCCUCAAGGACAGCAGCUGGUUGAUCAGCAUCAGCAUUCCCGAACAACCUCUUUUCCCGGACCAGCCGGCCAACAUCCAAGUCUUCUGGGGCUACGCACUGCACCCAGAAAAAGAGGGGAACUUUGUAAAGAAGCCAAUGCUCAAUUGUUCCGGAGAAGAGAUAAUGACAGAGCUUCUCGGCCACCUUAAGCUUCCACACGAUGGGAUCUUGGGUAAAAGCACUACAAUCCCUUGCGUGGUCCCUCGCAUGACAGCUACACUACUUCCUCGAGCCACUGGUGACCGACCGCAUGUAAUACCAGAUGGUAUGACGAAUCUAGGCCUCAUCGGACAGUUCGUUGACAUUGAAGACGAGGUCGUCGUGACCACUGAUUAUGGCGUCCGGGGUGCGCAGAUGGCAGUCUAUGGCUUAAUGGGACUGGAUCGGAGAAUGCGGAAGUCUAAGAGAAGCUCAGCCAUUAAUCUACUAGGCUUAUUAUAAUUUUCUCUUGGUUUACCUUGAGUUUUGGGCGCUGGUGCUGGGUGUUGUUUCCCUUUCCUCAUUUUCGUAGGUUUGAGGAUAGCAAUAUUCUAUUGCAUAAUUUAUUUCGUUGGAUGAGCCACCGAGGCCCCUCAACUAAUUAUCGCAAUCAGUCGAUCUGAUUUUUCCAUUGUAAACCGUAAUAUAAACCAACAAUGUGCAACGUCUACCCGAUAAAUUCACGUCCUAGCUCGCCCUUCUAUUGCAAGAAGAUGGAUGUAAAGCUUAUGAUACGCAGUGUGCAAUUUAGAAAUGGUGACGGUGUUAAUAUUGAAAACAAUGAAGC
Molecule: messenger RNA, 2124 nt
Organism: Aspergillus melleus
Lineage: Eukaryota; Fungi; Ascomycota; Eurotiomycetes; Eurotiales; Aspergillaceae
Product: oleate hydratase
Exons: 2
Coding region: 165-1799 (544 amino acids)
Biological process (GO): fatty acid metabolic process
Molecular function (GO): FAD binding; oleate hydratase activity
Source: RefSeq, a predicted model, not a curated record